CGGAAGUAGUGGAGUGAGGGGGGGGGAAAAAACAAUCCCGCUGCCUAAUUUUUAACUCCCUACUUUGAAGCAGCCUCAAGGCGUAUCUUUUCUGUAUUAAUCUCAUCAAUCUUACCGUUGUGGCAGCACCAAAAAUGGACAGAUGAUGUCAGCGUAGUUGGGUAAGAGGAUAAAUUCGGUGAUCGGCAUCAAUCUGUGUUGAAAAGGUGUAUGGACGCGGUGCCGCUCUGCACAUAAUCCAAUCGGCAGUGUUUCCUCUGAAAGUGACCCGGCACUCGAACGUUGUGCAUCCCGCCAAUCAUACGGAGGGCGCCGGCAUGGCUAACAGUACCGCGACGGCAGUGAAGGUGAUGGGAGCGCCUGGUCCUGCGGGCAGAAGCAGCCCCGAAGGAUCUCAGGUGCUGAGCAAGAAGAAGCUGCAAGACCUGGUGAGAGAAAUCGACCCCAACGAGCAGCUGGACGAGGACGUCGAGGAGAUGCUGCUCCAGAUCGCCGACGACUUCAUCGAGAGCGUGGUGACGGCCGCCUGCCAGCUGGCGCGUCAUCGCAAGUCCAACAGCCUGGAGGUCAAAGAUGUCCAGUUGCACCUGGAGCGUCAAUGGAACAUGUGGAUCCCGGGUUACGGUUCGGACGAGAUCAGGCCUUUUAAGAAGGCGUGCACCACAGAGGCUCACAAACAGAGGAUGGCCCUGAUCCGCAAGACAACCAAAAAGUAGCAAGACUCCAUUUUUUCUUGUCGAGCGCAUCUUCUAUUUUUUUUUGGGGGGUCCUGAAUUAGCUAUCUUGAAGGGAGAUUGGUGACAUUAGUAUUUCCUUGUUCUGUCCUCAUUUUGCAGUUUCUUGCCAACAUCCUCAUGUACUAAAGUACUUUUCUUUCCUUUUGAUUUUCUUCCUGUUUUGUGUCAAUAAAUAAGAUCACCAAUUUGCAUCGUGA
Molecule: messenger RNA, 934 nt
Organism: Syngnathus acus (greater pipefish)
Lineage: Eukaryota; Metazoa; Chordata; Actinopteri; Syngnathiformes; Syngnathidae
Gene: taf12
Product: TAF12 RNA polymerase II, TATA box binding protein (TBP)-associated factor
Exons: 6
Coding region: 318-716 (132 amino acids)
Biological process (GO): RNA polymerase II preinitiation complex assembly; DNA-templated transcription initiation
Cellular component (GO): SAGA complex; SLIK (SAGA-like) complex; transcription factor TFIID complex
Molecular function (GO): DNA binding; protein heterodimerization activity; TBP-class protein binding
Source: RefSeq, a predicted model, not a curated record